Molecule: messenger RNA, 3711 nt
Organism: Spinacia oleracea (spinach)
Lineage: Eukaryota; Viridiplantae; Streptophyta; Magnoliopsida; Caryophyllales; Amaranthaceae
Exons: 3
Coding region: 1-3711 (1236 amino acids)
Molecular function (GO): nucleic acid binding; RNA-DNA hybrid ribonuclease activity
Source: RefSeq, a predicted model, not a curated record
AUGAAAAUCUUAAGUUGGAACUGCCAUGGGCUUGGCAACCCACGGACAGUUAAUGCUCUCCGGGAUUGGUGUUGGAGAGAGCGGCUAAAUAUUGUCUUUCUUAUGGAGACGAUGAUAGAUGCAGGUAGAUUGGAAAAGAUUCGUAAUAUAUGUGGUUUUGUUAACGGGGUGUGUUUGAGUAGUGCUGGCCUGUCUGGUGGUAUGGGCUUCUGGUGGCGGGAUAUAAACGUUGUUACAGGUUCGUAUUCAACCCACCAUUUUAUUGCAGACAUUCUUGAUAAUGAAAAUUCGCCGGUUUGGAGAGCUGUUGGUAUAUAUGGGUGGCCAGAAGCAGAAAAUAAGCAUUUGACAUGGUCUUUAAUGGAGAGAAUAAAAUCGAGUAGUUCUCUACCGUGUGUGAUGUUUGGUGAUUUCAAUGAAAUUGUUAGUCAGAAUGAAAAAGAUGGGGGGUCUGUUAGGUGUGAGAGGGUGAUGGAUGCAUUUAGGGGGGCUAUAGAUGAAUGUGGCUUACGUGACUUGGGUUACAAGGGGAGUAUUUUCACAUGGAAAAGAGGCACUAAUUUGAAUACUUUUGUUCGGGAGAGACUGGACCGAUUCAUGGCUGAUGUGGGAUGGUGUUCGGCUUUCCCAGUGUAUAGUGUACGUCAUUUCCCGAUGUAUAGAUCCGACCAUGCUCCUAUAAUUCUGUCUGCAAGCAAUUAUUAUGAAAGGGGGCGUACAAAAAAGUUGUUUCGGUUUGAGGCGUUAUGGCUUUCGAAGCCGGAAUGUGGUGAGGUUGUAGCAAGUGCAUGGGUGAGUGGUGCGAGAGAAAUAGUAUCCCAACGCAUCUCUAGAGUAGCGGAGAGUCUGUCGGCGUGGGCGGUGGCUAGUUUUGGUAGUAUAAAAAAGAAAAUCAAGGCAACUAAGGAGAAACUAAGAGUGGCACAAUCCCAAUUCCCUGACGCUGCUAUGUUGGGGUUGUGUCAAUCCCUAUCUUCAGAGCUAGAUGACUUGCAUCAACAAGAGGAGUCGUAUUGGCAUGCUCGAGCCCGGGUGAAUGAACUUCGUGAUGGCGAUAAAAAUACGUCGUAUUUUCAUCAAAAAGCGAGUCAAAGGAAGCUUAGAAAUACAAUCACAGGGCUAUUGGAUGAUAAUGACAUUUGGCGGUCUAGCAAGGUUGAUUUGGAGGAAAUUGUAUCUUCGUACUUUAGUGGACUCUUUGCUUCAGAACAUCCCUAUGGUUUUGAUGAAGCUCUGGCAGGUAUAAGAAAUGUAGUAUCCGAGGAGAUGAAUUUGUGUCUAGAGAUUGAGCCGACGGAUGAAGAAAUUAAAAAUGCUUUAUUUCAAAUGCAUCCUAACAAAGCUCCGGGACCGGAUGGUAUGCAUGCUCUAUUUUUCCAGAAGUUUUGGCAUAUUGUCGGUAGCGAUAUUAUUAUGUUUGUUAAGCAAUGGUGGCGCGGCCAAUUGAAUUUAAAUGAUGCUAAUAAAACUUGUGUGGUCUUGAUUCCGAAAUGUGAGAACCCAAAAUGCAUUACGGAGUUUAGACCUAUAAGUUGUUGCAAUGUUUUGUAUAAGAUAAUCUCAAAAACUCUGGCAAAUAAGUUGAAACCGUUAUUAGGAGAUAUUAUUUCGGUUAACCAGAGUGCUUUUGUUCCAAAAAGGUUGAUUACCGAUAAUGCAUUGGUAGCGUUUGAGAUUUUUCAUGCUAUGAAGAGAGGUGGAGAAGGUCGCGAUGGUUCUGUUGCAUUAAAACUUGAUAUGAAGAAGGCGUACGAUAGAGUAGAGUGGACUUUUCUGGAGAAGGUUAUGUACAAAAUGGGUUUCUGUGAUAAUUGGGUACGAAGAAUAUUGGAUUGUCUUUCUAGUGUCUCGUUUGCUUUCAAAAUUAAUGGACAGAUAUCUGGGUCCGUUAUUCCGACUAGAGGACUUCGUCAAGGUGAUCCCAUUUCUCCCUAUUUGUUUCUCAUUGUUGCUGAUGCUUUUUCUUCUUUGAUUGCAAAGGCGGCUCGUGAAAAAUUAAUUCAUGGGGCUAAAAUCUGUAACAAUGCGCCUAGGGUGUCACAUUUAUUCUUUGCGGAUGACAGUAUUCUAUUUGCAAAAGCGUCUGUUGGGGAAUGCUCCGUUAUAGCUGAUAUUAUUAGUAAAUAUGAGCGAGCAUCUGGACAAAGUGUCAAUCUUGAUAAAACGGAUGUUGUUUUUAGCAAAUGUGUUGAUGUUAAUCGGCGACAAGAAAUUGUGUCAAUUCUAGGGGAGAGGAUAUGGAAGAAGCUACAGGGGUGGAAAGAAAAGUUGCUAUCUAGGCCCGGGAAGGAGACUUUGAUAAAAGCAGUAGCACAAGCCAUUCCGACGUACAUGAUGAGUAUUUUUAAAAUACCGGAUGGUUUAAUAGAUGAAAUUCAUGCUAUGCUUGCUCGUUUCUGGUGGGGUUCGAAUGAUAACUCAAGAAAAAUGCAUUGGCACUCUUGGGAUCAUAUGUGCAAGCCUAAAGCCAUGGGGGGAAUGGGGUUUAGAGAUCUGAAGGUUUUUAACCAAGCCUUGCUCGCAAAACAGGUUUGGCGUCUCCAUGUUGAGUCAUCCUCCUUACUACAUUCCGUACUAAAGGCUCGAUACUUUAAGCAUCACGAUGUGAUCGAGGCUUACCGGGGGUAUGAUCCAAGCUACUCAUGGCGGAGUUUGUGGGGUGCAAAAUCAUUAUUACUUGAAGGCCUUAGGUGGAGAGUUGGUAACGGCACAAAUAUAAAUGUAUGGUGUAACAAUUGGCUGCCAGACUCGAAUAUUGCUCCUGCUCCAAAAAUUGGGUCUACUAUUAUAUAUGAUUUGCAAGUAGCAGAGUGUAUCAACCAUGAAUGUGGGGAAUGGGAUACAAGCAUCUUAAGAGCUAAUUUUAGUGAGGAGGACUGUAAGGCAAUUACCAACAUUCCUCUUUCUAUUUUUAUGCCUAAUGAUAAAUUGUUUUGGUGGCCUACAAAAGAUGGAGUAUAUACGGUUAAGUCGGGCUACUGGUUGGGAAUGUUAGGGAGAGCUCAGGUUGGUAGUGAUGAAGAGAGUGAUAUGUGGAAGUUAGUAUGGAACCUCGGCGGCCCUCCAAAGUUAUCACAUUUUGUGUGGCAAGCUUGUAAAGGUAGUAUGGCGGUGGAUGCUCCCUCUACUAUAGCAGGAUUUUUGAAAUUGGUGGAUGACUAUCGCGCAUACUCGGGUAAGGUGUUUGCCCCUAUUACUACUACUCAAUAUGCUUGUUUAUCAUCAUCCUCAUGGGUCCCCCCUCCUAGUGGAAUUGUGAAAGUUAAUAUUGAUGCGCACAUAAUGGAAGGAGAAUAUGUUGGUUUGGGCGUAGUUAUAAGGGACAUGGCUGGUGUUGUUCUUGUUGCUGCAACAAGGAGGAUUAAGGUGGGUUGGAAUGCAUGCACUAGUGAGGCAGCUGUUGCACGUUAUGGUAUGCAGGUAGCUAGGAGAUGUGGGUACAAUAGCAUAUGGCUCGAGAGUGACGCGCUCAAUGUGGUAAAAGCAAUCGAUCGACCGACAAUAGGUUAUUCGCCUUUGUUUCUCAUUUAUGAUGAUAUUAACAUGUUAUCUAAGUCGUUUAAUGUUUUCGUAAUCUCUCAUGUUAAGAGGGCAGGGAAUACGGUAGCUCAUCUCGUGGCAAGAUGUGAUACAAAAGAUAGUUCUGAAUUAGUUUGUAUGGAAACUAUUCCCCAAAGUAUCCUAUCUUUGGCGGUUUUGGAUUUGCAAUAA